AUGGCUCUUAAUUCCGCGCCUCGUGCGUACCGCACAGGAGACCAUCUCCUUGUCGUUCAUGAUUUUGAUGCGCGCUCAGAGGAUGAACUCACCCUGCGACGGGGUGAAAAAAUCGAGUUGGUCGAGCUAGAUGAUGGUUUCGGCGAUGGGUGGUAUCUAGGAAAAGACGUCAAGACUGGGACGACAGGCCUGUUCCCAGGAGUCUAUACCACGAAGGCGCCCAAUAUUCCUGUGCGACCUCGGACCGAUGGCCCAGAAUCAGAUGCGCCCAAGGCAAAUGAAACUGGGGAGUCAACGACCGCCCGAGAAACUCCCACGCCGGAAGCCAGCGACAUCGUCGCGACACCCAAGAGCGAAGAUUCGACUCCGCACGCGUCUCGCCACGCUAGCAUGACUGACCUUCGGGGUGCCCCCGGAUCAAGCGAAACGAACCCCUCUCUUCUCGCACCGAAGCAGCAGCAACAACAGCAAAACCGGUCCAGCUCUUCCCCCUUGCCGAGCUCAACAAUGGCGGUGGAUAUCAAACAAUCCAUCCGCCAGACUCUAGGCCCACACAUGAACGGUCAAGAUAGCCCCGUUAUGAACGAAACACUCAGUGUGAUCGACGAACAUAUCACAGAUCUCAGCACUCCACGCCACAGCGUCAAGCCGUCCACCGAUCAGAAAACGAUCAACGACUCUGCGAGUGAAUAUAGUGCCCACAUGGACAACCGGAUGUCUUAUAUAAACGGUCAUGAGACCGAUGAAGAGGAAAAUAACCAGCCCUCUGAGGAGGAGGUGCGGAAAUGGGGCAUUCCGGAGACCGUCAAACAAUUGCAUCAGCUAGGGUUGGAGGACAAGCACUGCAACAUUUUUGAAGAACAGGAAAUAACAGGAGAUGUGCUUUUGGACAUGAACCAGGAUUUCAUCAUGAUGAAAGAAUUCGAUUUCGGAGUGAUGGGACGACGUUUGAAAACCUGGCAUAAAAUCAAAGCGUUCCAAGAGGAGAUAAAAGGUUACAAAGAACAACCGUCUACUGCUCGGGGCUCAGUCGCCGGCUUUUCGACGACAUCUGAAGAACGCUCUAUCAGUCGUGCUGGUCAAACAGGGCCGCUGCGUCCGCGAGUACCGAACUACAGGGGCUCAUUCAGUGGUACCACUCAGCAUCCGCGACUGAUAAGCAACAAUGCUCACAGUGAGACGAGUUCCCCGAUCACCCCGCAGACUCCAUCGUUCAUGGACCACUCGCGGCGGCCUUCCGCCGCGUCGAUUCGAGAGAUCAAUCACCAACGGCGGCAUUCAUCCAUGGACACGACGAGCCGCUAUUCAAGUGCUGGAGAUAUUUCUCCACAUGUCGGGCCCGCCCACAGCAAGAAGGGGUCCCUUGAUCGUGGCUGGACAAUGUCCCUUGGCGCACAGCGGGCAACCCCUCGUCCAGGAACCGCUUUAGGGGCUUCUAGCACUGGAUCCCAUCACCAUACCAAUGGCGUGGAGUCGGCGGUAACUGACGAUUUGGAUCGUGGGUAUUUCUCAGGACCGGAGACAGACUCGCGAAUGCCGCGUAGAGUCCUACAGAAGAGAGCAUCGGUGUCCGGUAGCGCCCACUCGUUGCAAUCUAACCAAACUGAUGAGCAGAUUCGGGCCAACCAGAGGCAUUCUCGAAUCAGCAGCGUAGAUUCAAUUACAGACGGACCCCCAAAUGCUCUGAACUCGGGAACGACAUAUCCUCUCCCUUCUUCCAAAGGCCGGCUGCGGAGUUUGAGUACCCGAAUGUCUUCUCAGCAAUCAUCUCGCAAUUCCCCCAAAGGGUCCGCGGGUGGGUUUUUCUCAUCUUUUGCACCUAGGGUCGGAAAGCCUGACUCGGACUCUGGGCGUUCCACGCCGCAACCACUGCAGCAAAUCAAAAGCGCCGCGCCAAAAUUUCGACGUGCUGUUGGGCUCCGAACGAUAUCCGAUACAGCUGGCAAGGGUAACGAUACGUCCGUAAUUCCGGGGUCCCCUGUUAAUGAUACCGACCCGGCAACUACUCGAACGGGCUCGACUACGCCUUCGACAUCGAAGAGUUCUGAGCGGCACAGCACUGACGGUUCUGGGAAGAAUGCGGAAGGUGGCGCACUAUUACCCCGUGCGCGGCCUUCUCUCAAGGCCGGUGUGAAGUCGAAGAAGGACACGAGCGCUUACACAAGGGGCCUGGAAAGGAAGCCACCACAGGAACAGAUGGAUGGCUGUGAUUUCUCUGGCUGGAUGAAGAAACGGUCUUCAAACUUGAUGACGACUUGGAAACCUCGCCUCUUUGUCUUACGUGGUCGUCGUUUGUCAUACUACUAUUCGGAAAACGAUACGGAGGAACGGGGCCUGAUUGAUAUCACCUCCCACCGAGUUCUCCGAGCCGAUAAUGAUCCUAUUAUUGCAAUUCACGCAACUAUCACCGGUUCUACAGUUUUGGCCACAUCCCCAGCCGGCAGUGCACCGACUGGCAGUAAUGGCUCAAUCUCAGAAAACAGUUCGACAGCGCCGGAAUCAAAGCGCGGAUCGCGCUUGGACAAGGAAGGGCCGUUUUUCUUCAAGCUAAUUCCACCCAAGUCGUCUCGUACUGUGCAGUUUACCAAACCCGCAGUCCAUUAUUUCCAGGUCGACAGCGUCAAGGAAGGCCGCCUGUGGAUGGCUGCGUUGAUGAAGGCGACUAUCGAGCGGGACAUUCACCUUCCGAUUGAAACCACCAAUAAGCAGAGAACCAUCAGUCUCAAGGAGGCGCAGCUGACGAACCAGCGACCCCCCGCGUUAAUGAAUGAAGGCGAAGGACCGGGUAAAGAGCCCCUGGUCGAAGACGCCGCGGUUGAAGAUGCUGCGGGUGAAGGUGGCGCAAAGGAAGAGGGGGGCUCUGGCUUGAUGAUCCAGGGUCUUGACAUGGCGCAAGUCGACUCGCCUGUUGACGUGGGUGAUCUCAAGCGCUCCUCUAACCCGCUGGGCGACCUUGACACUGGUCCGUCUGUGGCCGCCUCCAUGUUCCUUCGCUGGCUCCUCUCCCGCCUUCUUGUCGGCCUUCUCCCGCUUGCCGUCACCACCACGGUCUAUCUCUACCUCUACCCCGUCUUCUCCGGCUGCGCAUACCCUCUCCCUCUCGACCCUUCCAAUGUCUCAUCACACACCAGCGCAUUCCUCCACACCCUCCAGCAACAUGUUGCGCCGCAGUCCGCCCCCGAGCCGGAACCAGCAAUCUUCCGCCUCCUCGUCCUAGCCGAUCCGCAGCUCGAGGGCGACAGCUCCCUCCCACGCCCGCAAUACAAACUCGGAGCCAGACUCCAGAAACAUUGGAGCGACACCCUCUCCUCCAUAACCGCGACCCCAUAUCCGGUCCCCACCGAGGUGUGGAGGACUGUCUCGGAGGCUCUGCGGAGCCUCAUACGGAAGGACAUCCCGCGCGCCCUAUCUGCCGUGCGAAAGCGGCUCGACCUUUUAGGAAACGAUUACUACUUGGCCCAUAUCUAUCGUACGUUACAUUGGUGGACGCGGCCGACGCAUGUUACGGUUCUGGGCGAUCUGAUCGGGAGCCAAUGGGUAACGGAUGAAGAGUUUCAGCGUCGUGGAGAGCGGUAUUGGCAUCGUGUGUUCCGUGGGGGAGAACGGGUUAGUGAUGAGAUUACCCGGACGGGAGAAAAGGAUUAUGCUACUGGUAGUGGCAAAGAAGGGGGCAUCAUGGAGUUGGAGGAACUGCCUUCUUCACCGUCUUGGGCCCAUCGGAUCAUUAAUAUCGUGGGGAAUCAUGAUGUUGGUUAUUCCGGUGACGCGAGUGAGAAGCGCAUUGAGCGCUUCGAGCAUGUUUUCGGCCGCGCGAACUGGGAUAUACGAUUCCAGCACCCUCACGUAGAGGGAGAGGGAGAGGGAGGAGGGCUUAAGCCCACACUGCACUUAAUAAACCUGAACAGUUUGACGCUGGACGGGCCGCCAUUCUCCCAGGAUGUCCAGGGCCAUGGCUACGCCUACAUCAACGAUAUAAUCUCGCACCGAUCGUAUCCAGUUGAUGACCCCUCUACAUUCACUCUCCUCCUAACCCAUCUUCCGCUACAUAAGCAAGACGGUGUCUGUACGGAUGGGCCAUACUUUACUUAUUUCGAUGCAGACGAUGAGCGAGAAGAUCCGGGGCGGUGGAAGGCCGGCGGGUUGCGCGAACAAAACCAUCUUAGCGAGCACGUCACCACAAACGGUAUUCUCGAGGGCCUCUUUGGUAUGAGUGGUGACGAGGGAGCGGUAAACGGCGGAAUUGGUCGCAACGGCCUGAUCUUGACUGGCCACGACCACACAGGCUGCGACGUGGUUCAUUCCAUACAAAGGCUACCACCACCAUCUAACAACGAUGACCUACCGAACGCCAACGACACUGUUUCCAGCGAAGACAUAGCCAACCAUCCAAGCUGGGCAUGGAACGCAACCCGCUACAACCCCUCCAAACCGCAUAGUAGCCGUCAACCUUCCUCCGCCCCCUCCAUUAGAGAAAUCACCCUCCGCUCCAUGAUGGGCGAGUACGGCGGAAACGCGGGUCUCCUAUCUCUAUGGUUCGAUACCAACGCCAAGGAGUGGAAAUAUGCUAUAUCGAUGUGUCCCGCUGGCGUGCAACAUACCUGGUGGGUAGUGCAUGUGAUUGACCUCAUAACGCUCAUUGUCGCUGGGCUGUGCUGGCAGUUUCGGAUCAUCGCCACCGGGCCCGGUUAUCGGGGAUGA
This is a messenger RNA of Aspergillus versicolor CBS 583.65, 4698 nucleotides long. RefSeq lists its product as uncharacterized. Lineage: Eukaryota; Fungi; Ascomycota; Eurotiomycetes; Eurotiales; Aspergillaceae. The coding region runs from base 1 to 4698 and encodes 1565 amino acids. The record is from RefSeq and is a predicted model, not a curated record. Gene Ontology annotation, molecular function: protein binding. Gene Ontology annotation, biological process: GPI anchor biosynthetic process. Gene Ontology annotation, cellular component: endoplasmic reticulum. The transcript is spliced from 6 exons.